Messenger RNA from Bipolaris maydis ATCC 48331, 2622 nucleotides. NCBI's taxonomy places the organism in Eukaryota, Fungi, Ascomycota, Dothideomycetes, Pleosporales, Pleosporaceae. The record is from RefSeq and is a predicted model, not a curated record.
GAAAAGGGUCCCCCAAAAUUUGAGCAUGUCGUCCUCCGAAUCAAGGGCUUGAAGUGUGGUUGCUGCGAAGGAGGACUUUCACGCGCCCUUGAUCGCAUUGUGGCUAUCCGAAACUACCAAGUGAACACGGUUUUGGCUAGAGCGGAGUUUGACUUGGAUAUGAACAUCCUCUGUGUCGAUGAUGUCAUUAAGCUGCUGACUACAAAAACGGGAUACAACUUUGAGGAGCACGUUGGAUUCAAUGGACAGGUAUUAGAGGUCAUCAUCACCGACCCUCGGCGUCUAGAGCGUGCUGGUCAGCCCAAAGGUAACCGUACGCAGGAAAUUUCAAGUGUUGGAAUACAUCCAACGAAAAUAUACUACGAUCCAAUCAAGAUAGGCGCCCGCACAUUGUUUGAGCAUUAUCGACAGUACGAUCCAGAUAUUUGCUUGGCGCCUCUGACCAUAGACCCUGAAAUUGAGCUUGGAGCCAAGCAAACAACUCGAGCUUUGCUAUGGUUUCUUCCUACAUUAGCCUUUACAAUACCCGUGCUUGUGUUCGCCUGGGCACCUGUCGAUCAAGAUCAGCCGGCUUUUCUCCAUGCAUCCUUGGCUCUUGCAACACUAGUUCAGCUUGUUGCUUUCAGAGAGUUCGUUCCAGGCGCUUUGCGAUCGCUCUAUCACUUCCACGUUUUGGAAAUGGACUUUUUGAUUGCUUUCAGUACCACUAUGGCGUACGGUUUCAGUCUGGCGUCGUACAUUUUUGAAAUCCGCGGGAAACCUUUGGAAACAGGAUCUUUCUUUGAGACAUCGACUCUGCUGGUCACAUUGAUCCUGCUGGGUCGCGUCAUCAAUGAGUUUGCGCGUUUCCGAGCUACCAAAUCCGUCUCUUUUCGGUCACUUCAGAUCGAAGAAGCGCUUUUGGUGUCGCCAUCCGCCAAUGACAUUUGGGCCAAUGUGAAAACUACUCCGAUUGAUUCUCGCCUUUUACAGUACGGUGAUGUUUUCAUCGUUCCUCCUUAUACUAGGGUCGUUACAGAUGGUAUCGUGAUUUACGGAGGCUCCAAUGUCGAUGAAUCCAUGAUUACUGGGGAGUUCAAGCCCAAAGCGAAAGGCUUAUCCUCCGAAGUUUUUGCUGGCACGACCAACCAAGACGGCUCCCUUGUCGUUAGUCUGAGGAAAUUGCCCUAUGAGAACUCUAUACAAAAGAUUGCGACUCUAGUUGAAGAUGCUGGCCUAAGCAAACCGAAAGCUCAAGCCCUGGCGGAUCGCGUAGCCGAGUACUUUGUGCCCGCCAUAGCUCUAAUUGGUCUGGUGGUCUUUCUAUCCUGGCUAUUUAUCGAUAGGUAUUGUAGCGAGCACACAUGGAAGAGCGCGGUCCUUACGGCAAUCACUUACGCCAUAGCGACUCUUGUUGUGUCAUGCCCAUGUGCUAUUGGUCUAGCUGUUCCUAUGGUUAUCCUCAUUGCAAGCGGUGUGGCAGCACGGUAUGGUAUCAUUCUCAGAGACCCUCAGAAACUAGAGCUCGCCCGCAAAGUAACGCAUGUGGUAUUCGAUAAGACUGGAACGCUUACUAGUGGGAGAUUGGACGUUGUGGGCGUUCCACGAUAUCGUAAUACUGACAGAGCACGCGUCAAGGGACUGAUGAUGGGGCUGUUGAAAGACAUAAAGCACCCGGUAGCUGUUGGAGUUGUACAUUAUCUCAUACAGGACAGGACCACCAACGCAUACUACGAACCUUUGGAGGUCAACAACAUUGUCAGCUUUCCUGGGCAAGGAGUCCAAGGCACUUGCGCAAAAACUGGAGCUGUGGUUCGCGCUGGAAAUGCUGAUUGGUUGAAAAUCAAUGUCAUUGGACAAGAAUCGAACACGAGGUGCUACUUUACGAUUGCAGGAGACCUUCAAGUCAGUUUUGAGCUCAAGGAUCGUACUCGCCCGGGGGCUGAGAUGGUCAUUGAAGAGCUGCAUGCUCAAGGUAUCCAAGUACAUAUAGUCAGCGGCGACACCGAGAGUGCAGUGGAUGAUGCUGCCAGUGCACUCCAUGUUCACAAAGACAACAUCAAGUCCCGCUGCAAGCCCGAUGGGAAGUGCACAUAUAUCAAAGACCUCCAGGGAUCGGGAGAAACCGUCAUGUUUAUAGGCGAUGGCACAAACGACUCUGCUGCACUCAAGCAGGCUGAUAUUGGCGUACACAUCAGCCGGGGAUCUGAAGUCGCCAAAAGUGCUGCGGACAUCAUUCUAAUGACUACCCGUCUACAUGGCAUCUUGAUAUUGCUUGACAUUUCCGGUGCUGCAUACCAACGUAUUGUCGCCAACUUCACCUGGUCCGGCCUGUACAACACUGUCGCAAUCGCGCUUGCGUCUGGCGUUUUUGUCCGACCGGGCCGUCAUAUCAGGAUCAAGCCGCAAUGGGCUGGGUUGGGUGAGCUCAUUAGCGUGUUGCCGGUACUCUUGAUUGCAUUUCAGAUGCAGUGGCGUGACUAUGGGGGUACUUACCGAUUGAUUGAGAACGACUAUCAAAGGUUUGAAGCGCCCAAACGUGAGCGUGUCGUUCAAACUCGCCAAAGCUCUUUAAUGGAUAGCGCAGAGUGUUGCGAUAUUUCAUCAUCCAGGUUGACGAAGAUUGAUGCUGUGACGAGGUAA